AUGGCGGAUGUGAAAGGGAAAUGGAUAUGUUACGAGGAUGACGACAAGCCCAUUAAAUUAACAUAUCAAGGAGACUCUCCCACCAUUCGCGAUUACCGGCUUUCUCUAAUCGGAAAGGUCCUGAACCCUAAGAAACAAUCUGUGGUGAAGCUCAUUCAGACCAUGCCGGCGCAGUGGGAGAUGCAGGACAAGAUCACUGCUAAUGAUCUUGGUAAUGGCAAGUUCCUUCUGAACUUUGCGACGGAAGAGGAUCUACAAUCUGUUCUUAGGCAAGGUCCUUUCCACUAUAGCUUUUGCAUGUUUGUGCUCGUUCGUUGGGAGCCGGUGGUUCACGAUGACUACCCUUGGAUCAUCCCGUUCUGGGUUGAGAUCACGGGAAUCCCUCUACACCUCUGGACGAUAGGAAACCUCAAAAACAUUGGCAAAAGACUAGGCCAUAUUGAUACGGUGGAGCAGUUGGCAGGGCGUAUGCUUAUUGAUGUUGAUACUAGGAGGCCUCUCACAUUCAAGAGGAAGAUUGCAUCGCCAGAAGGUGAUGAAGGUUGGAUCCAGAUCCAUUAUGAAAAGAUUUUUAAGUAUGGUAAAACAUGUGGAAUGGUUACUCAUGAGUUGGCUCUUUGCCCAACGAAGGAAACAACACUGGCCAUUAAAGGAGCGCAAUCUGAUGUCUUCUCCAGGGUCCAGCUCCCGGCAAAUGAUGUAUCUCGACAGUCCUUGCUGAGAGAUAAAGAGACAGAGAAUAGAUAUGGAAGAGAUGGCUAUGGAAGAGAUGGCUAUGGUAGGAGAGAUCACCGUAGUCGAUCGCCUUUGAGGGAGCGUAGGGCCGAUGGCGGCUUUAUGAAUGAUGCUAGGGCCGCUUACUCUCGCCGUGAUGGUAAGGGGGAUAGGAAAGCGUGGAAAUAA
This is a messenger RNA of Brassica oleracea var. oleracea, 903 nucleotides long. RefSeq lists its product as uncharacterized. The transcript has a single exon. The coding region runs from base 1 to 903 and encodes 300 amino acids. The record is from RefSeq and is a predicted model, not a curated record. NCBI's taxonomy places the organism in Eukaryota, Viridiplantae, Streptophyta, Magnoliopsida, Brassicales, Brassicaceae.